CCCCGGAUGGGAAUCUCUGAUUUAAGGAGUACAUAUUCAAUUUAUGCGGCGUAUGUGUAUUUUUUGAUGAAUACCUUAUUAUAGAUAUACAAACGUUGAUAACUAUGAAAAUUCACGACAAUCACAAACGAAUUUUCAAUCUCGCGUUAGCAAAAUUCAUCGGGUUCUAUCAAGUCUUGGACAUCGAAAAAGUAACAUUUCUAGGUCGUCGCAACGUUCGGUACAGAAUCUUCGUACUUCUCAUUGUUUACGAAUGUCUCAUAGCGGCUAUGAUGUUGUUAAAUGGUUUGUAUUAUUCCAAAAACAACAUAACUGAAUCCAUACUCUAUACCGGGUUUGUUAUCAACAUGUUUUACGCAUCCUAUAAGAUGUACAUCGUCCUCACACGCUCGAAAGACAUAUGGGAUUGCUUGUCAAUUACACAGUACGACUUCACGUUAUACGACCACCGAGACCGACGUAUAAUACUGGACUUGUGGCGAAAUCGUUCCAUCUGGUUAACCAGCACAUUUAUGAUAUUUUCUUUCGUAAUGGUAACCUUUUAUGUGACGUGUCCGUUGGCAUUUAACAACACGUUUAUAGUGAUGAAAAAUCGCGACGGUUCAACCAGUACCUAUCGCAUGAACGUUCUCAAUUUAUAUUUAUUCAUACCAGAAGAAGCUUACAAUAACACCUACUUCAAUGUAUUUUAUAUCAUCGAAGCGUCUGGCACUUACGUUUUAGUGUUGUUCGUCAUUAUUUUUGAUACUAUAGUGAUGACAUUGUGCUUGGCAUUAUCUUGUCAGUUGCAUAUGAAUUUCGCUGCGUUCGAAUCAGUUGGACAUACAUCUGUAGUUGACUCCCCAAAUAAUAAUAAUGAUAAUAUUGAUAACAAGAUUAAGUUACCUAAUGAAUAUAUUAAUGGAAUAGCUAUGUACAAUAACUUAAAAACAAUUAUAACGGACCAUCAAAAUGUUCUGAAGAAAUAUGACGAAUUUUUAUCAAUAUUCAAACCAAUAAUGUUAUUAGAAAUAUUUGUCUUGUCGUAUGCAAUCAUUGUACUUUGGAUCAUUUUUCUUACGAGUUUUAUUGUCGGAGAAUUUACGGAAUCUAUGGGAGUGACAUCGAUGCAGACUGGUUUUGCCAUUCCUUUCUGUGUUAUACAACUGUUUAUGUCGUGUUUCGUAUUUGAUAUCUUACACAAUAAAAAAGAUUCUAUGACAUUUUCUUUGUACAGUUGUAAUUGGACAGAAUUAUUCGAUAUGAAAUGUAAAAAAUUGGUUUUUUUAACAAUGGGAAUGAAUGAUGCACAUCACCAAAAAUUACAAUAUACAAGGACGAGAAUUAUUAACUUGGAAAUGUUUUAUCAAACUAUACGCGUUUGUUACUCAAUUAUAUCCGUGGUAAUAAAUUACAGAAAAAAUAACUGAUGUUAUUUAAUCGAUUUUGAAUUUUGAUCAUAGUAUAAUGCAUUAUACGAUAUGUAGGUAUAAUUGGAAACAUAUAAAUUACAGUACUAACUUAUGUAUUGUUUAACGCAUUAAAAAAAAUAAUUGCACUGUGAAUAAAUAUAUAAUAUGUAUAUUUUAAUUUAGUAGCUAUAAUACGUUAUUAUGUUUAUAUUAAAUAAAUAAAAAUCGUAGAUUAAUUUAAUUUAUUGUACAAUAUAGGUAUGUGUUUUUAUUUCUGACACUUUUUAGAGUGGAAAAAAGCUUCGAUCAUCAACUUCGAGAAAAUCUUCUACAUUAUAUCUUCUAGUAUUACAUGUUGGAUCAAAUUUGUACUUGGGACAUUUCUCAGUAAUUCGUAAAAUAACCAGACAUUUAACAAACAUGAAUUUUAUAAGUUACACAGACCCAACAUUGAUAAUAAGUUACAACUGAAAUAAUAAUAAUAAUUGAGUCAUUGAGGGGCUAAGCCCCACCCUAGCUCCCACUUAAUUUCGCCUAUGAUCUAAUAUAGGUACCUAGUAUUUUGAAAGGAUUAAUAACAUAAUAUAGAAACUUUAAAUAAUCUAUUAUUAUACUUAAAUUACCAUUUGGCAUUUUCUAUACUCAAUAAAAAAAUGUUAUAGCUAAAUUUUGGGUCUGGUAUUGAAUUGGUUCCCGAGCCCCAAUCUCAUAUGUCUAAUUAGCUCCCAUUUAAAAAACAGAACGUUCUAAUGACCCCUUUGUAUGUACUUAGUCCCCCUCGGUUUUUCCCACUGUUCAACCACUGAGCUGAUUCUACACACUGCCCACGUUGGUUAUACGACUAUACGAGUAAUAUGUAAAUUAUUACAAUUAUUAUAACACAUCACAGUUCACAUUAUAACACAAAAAUAUAUCAUCAUAUAAUAUGAUUAUUCUAUAUAAAUCAGUGAACACCGAUGAGGCGGUAACACCGCAAUGUCACUGACCACUGUAGUUAGGUCUUAGGUACACACGUGCGCAGAGACGUAUAUUUAGGAAUUUUGGGACCCAGGUAAUCUGAGUGCCAUUAAUUUUUUUUUAUCACCCAAAUGACCUAGGUCCUAGGUACCAUACCAAAAUGCUCUCCAAAAUUUACCACCCGGGGCCCAAACCCCUCCAAAAUACGUCACUGCACGUGCGCCUAACGACUAUCAUUAAUUGUAUAUACACAUACGCAUCUAUGUGAAUAUAAUAUAUUCAUUUUACAUUUGUAACGGGUUAAAAUGUAGUUAUGUUAAGAUGAUAUACCUACACUAAAAUAAAAAUUUGAAUACUUACCUAUUUGGUUAUGAAUUUCGAAAUUAUUUAAUUAUUAUUAUAUUCC
Molecule: messenger RNA, 2754 nt
Organism: Aphis gossypii (cotton aphid)
Lineage: Eukaryota; Metazoa; Arthropoda; Insecta; Hemiptera; Aphididae
Exons: 6
Coding region: 105-1409 (434 amino acids)
Biological process (GO): detection of chemical stimulus involved in sensory perception of smell; sensory perception of smell
Cellular component (GO): plasma membrane
Molecular function (GO): olfactory receptor activity; odorant binding
Source: RefSeq, a predicted model, not a curated record